AUGGACUGGACUCCGGCUACCGUCGGUUCUUCGAGCUCUUCAGCAGCCAACUACGGAGAGUCUACGGGAAUGGUAAGAGCGUCCCCAGAUGAGAUGACGGUGUUCGCUUCCACCGGUCGGAAUGUAGCUCCUCCUCGAGACCCGGCAGAUUUUCCGCGCGAACACGCUGCGACCACAGCGGGCACGCCGUUAGGAGGACAAUCGGGGCAGCGGGGGCGGGAGGGUGUGGUGGCGCGCCAGGCGGUUGGAUCCGGUGCAGCGGUAACGGUCCUGUCGAGGAAUCACCGACCCGAAGGAGGGCGCGAUGGAGAAAAGACACUCCCGGCGUGGAUGGCCGCGGGCCCGGCUGCUUUGCCGGAACGGCGCCAACAGCAAGCAACACCUGUUGCGAAUGCUCCAACGCAGACGCCUCGACCAACCGGAUUGUACUCAUCUCGUCCACAGCAGGGUGCUCCGAGCAAGAAACAAGCGGGUCCAAACGAUGGCGACAGGAAUUCCCGGUCGAAAAUCAGUGAUCGAAACAGGAACAACUAUGAUGAGGAGCCGCAUCGAUCUUUAGGUGCUGGCGCAACCCCAGACGUGAGCACCCCGUAUGCAAUGGCUCGAGAAUCGCGUAAUGACACACCUGCACCCAGAACGCCAAUCACGGCGGCCCCGAGACCGUCGGCAAAUCCCCAGUCAGUAGGAAGGGGGCGCGGUCGAGAGAGGACGCUGCCAGCGUGGAUGACUGCGGCGGAGGCAACCCCGCCGGGCGGACUUCAACAGCAAUCGGCGCCUGGAACCACUUCCGCCGGACAGGUACCCAGACCUACGGGGUCGUUCUCAUCUCGCCCACAGCCGACUACCCAAACCACUGCCCACGGCCGUUACAGCAUUAAGAAUACAUCGAGUGAAGACAAUCAAACGGCCAGAGCGGCAGCAACGGGCACCUUCCACGUGGGCGUUGGUCGACAUGGGAAUCUGCAGCGGCAAGGGCGAGCACCGGGAGGUCAAGGUAGCAGCCAUGGCAUGUUUGAGACACUUCGUGAACAGUACCCGGGAUCCGCGGGAGUGAGUAUGGCCGGGUCAUCGGGGGCAAGGCCCACUACCCACCACCAGAGUUUGUUCACAACGGUGGUAGGGCACCGUCGAGGACUCAAGGUUCGGAGGUGGGUGCGUGGUGAGACACGUGAUGACGGUGCGCCUGGCGGGCUUCGACCGUACGAGGAGGGUGCGAGCGAUUCUUUGCCUCGGGCUUCUCUACCGACCGGAUCGUACUCGUCCCACCCAGGACAUAGAACUCAGGGCGCUGUCCCGAACAGCGGCGGUAGUAGCAGGUAUAAAGCAGGCACGAACAGAAAGGGACGCCGUGCUGCCGGAAUCGGCACUCAUCAACCGGAAAGAUCGGCAUCCACCAACCCAGAGAUUGGCAGUUGGCAUGCCAACGCUGAGAGAAUUGACGGCCAGAGCCCAGUUCCAGCGGGUACGGUUGGCUUGAACGGCGCACCCGAGAGAGGGUUGCUGAUGGCGGAUCCCUCUUCCCAGCACCAGGAGUUGGCCACGACGGCAGGCGAAGAGUGCGGCGGUGAGCAAUCGAGGCCGAAGAGAGGACGCGAAGAGGAACCAGGGAUGGAUUCGACGGGCUCCGCGUCCCGUGCUCGGGGCGGCGCGUCCGGGCGACAACCAUCAGGGCUUGGCGGGCUGCUGGACGUGAUACGCAGGACGGCUAGCAUGAACUUACAGCCCCCCGCGAAGAAGAACAAAGUGGCUCUUUCCAAGAGCAGCCCGCCGAAGAAUCUGGUCGCUACCAGGGCCCGGUUCCAGAUCGUCCAUCACCACGACGCUCCGAAGCAGCAGCAGCAGCAGUUAGUAGCCCAUAGGAGUAAGUUGCCUACCUUGAACACCGCCGGCGAAGCACGAGGUACGAGCAAGAGCAAAGGAUCAUCACGGGUCCCGCUUGCGGGCGCCGCUCUCUCCUCGAGGCCUUCACGUUCCACAACCCCGAAGAAGGUAGUCAUUGACGGCAAUGACGUCGCGCUUUGCCACCGGGGAGCACAUGGUCAAUGGUCGGCGCAGGGGGCCUUGCUGGCCAUCCAGUUUUUCGAGCGACGUGGCGUACCGUGCGUGGCCUUCCUUCCUCGUGAACGCAUGGCUGGCGUCUCCCCUCGAGAUGGCUGCAACACUGCUUUUCAGGAAGCAAGGGCCAAAGGAGCGAUCAACGAAAUCCCCCGGGGGGAGAAGGCCGAUCUGUCCAUCCUCAAGUACGCCAUCGAAUCGAAAGUCCACGUGGUCACCAACAAGAAACUUAGCACCCACGCCACCAGCAACGAGGCACUAGCCUUUCUAGGGCAGACCAAGCAAGAUUUACGGGAAUAUCUUUCCCACUAUCAUGUGUGCUACACGUUCGUUCGAAACGACUUCAAGCCCAACCCGGAAACCCCUUUCAUCAGGAUGCUCCUAAAUCAGGCUCCAGCCGGAAGCCGAGUGACCCACGCUAAGGGAAAAGGGGGAGGACCGACAAAGCCUCCCGCUCCGCCCCCCCCGCCCCCGCGCUCCCCGGUGUGAGCGGGCGCCACACCAACUCUCUGUGUGGGCAGGCAUGCUGGGGUGGCAUCAAUGUAAAUUAUAGCGUACUACUGAAUUUGGAAAGUUACUUACUGAAUUUGGAAAGUUACUUGGCGUUCAGGACGAUGAGAUGGCUGGAGGAACUUCUCCGAAUUGUAGAGAGUCAAGUUUGACUACAGCAAAGGUCAAGUCUUAAAUUUUUGCUGACGCUGCCUGCGGCUCUGCUCCGGCAACUUGAAGAGUCCAUUGCUUCAACACGUCGUUAGCGUGAGGCACGAUUGGCGGGGGAAAGUUCUGCGACCACUUUUGCCAACAACUGGAGCACGCACGGAUGCUUGACAACGUUGUGCCAAUCCUUUUUUUGCGGCGAUAUCAGCAGGGCACAUCUCCAAGAGUUCACAAGAAUGCAAAAACACACACCCAAGACGACUUUUCUUGGGUGACGCGAUGUGGGUGCCCGUCGAAAGGCUAAACGCUCCCUGAAUUGCGUGGGAAGAAGAGUCUCGACUGUGGUGGAGCAAUGUUUCCGGUGUUCGUUUCCCCCGUUGAUUGGUCCUCCUCGGUCGAGAUUCUCGAUAGCUGGACGGCUCUUUCGUGCUGUGAUUACGUGUGAGGUGUGUUGUACUUGUUCCAGAUUUUUGGCGGUGACGUCUUCGGCGUGCGACUUGCGUUUGGCUCCUGUGAUCGAGCGUCGUUCCUGUAUGUAAAGAGAAGCCUGUGUAUCCGCGACAAUGUGUCUUGUGUGUACCACGUACUGACUUGGUGUCUGUAUGUACUUAUCGCUUGCUGGCGGACCUCGAGGCAGGACAUGCAUCUGCGGUAUCCUAGUUAUCGAAUGGUUGCUAGUGAUGGAUUAUUCUCGUCAAUCGAUGCCUAAGCGCCAAUUGCUCAAUUGGAGGUAUUGCUGCAACAUGCGGCGGGUUCGGGGUGUU
Messenger RNA from Ectocarpus sp. CCAP 1310/34, 3476 nucleotides. The record is from the annotation of a GenBank genome assembly. Lineage: Eukaryota; Phaeophyceae; Ectocarpales; Ectocarpaceae.